AUGCGACGAUCUGAUAACAUUCAGUUAACUGAGAAGGAGAUCAAUGAUUUCAUCGGUCGUAAUGAUGAUGAAGAUGAGGAUAGCGGCAGCGAUUGGGAUGAUAUAGGCGAGACUGACUUAUCAACUGUGCUAUCUAAUCCAACAGCUUUUCCAAAAGAGGACAAAACGGGGAAGUCUUCUCACGAAAUUGUCUGUUCAUCUGAUCACAAAGCUGCUGCUAAAUGCGUUCAAGAUGUCGGUGUCAAUGAACUAUUUGAACCAGUUCCAUCUAAUUUGAUAUUGAAUGAAAAGAAAAACAAUUCUAAUAUUCGUGACCUGUUCGGUGUGGACAAUCUUAGUGAUGAUGGUGUUGACGAUGAUAAUAGUGACGAAGAUGAUUUCAAUGAAUUGAUGGGAAUCGAAGACGAUGAGGAGAAGGACUAUGGACUUUCAGAGAAUGGAGCCAGUAUACAAAAAUGCCUAACUGUUAAACAGCGUUUGGAGAAAAACAAAUUAAUUGAACAGCAUGUUAACAAAGCGAUUCAACUUGAAGAGGAAGAGAAAGAGCUGAAGACAACUUUGUCGGGUAGCUCUGGUAGUAAUACUAACAAGUCUGUUAGUACUGCGUUGGCAGCAUGUGCUUUACGACGAAAACAAGCAAUUAACUCGCUAAACAAUGCUGCGUUUACUCCUUUUGGAAAUAAGAGUCCUGUCGUUCCGACUAAAUCCACGGCUAUUACACCUGUCUCAAAUAAUGUCAAUAAUCAUUCCUCUGCAGGGGAUAAAGACUGUUGGCUUGCAGUGCCUACAAGACUACGAGUUUAUCGAGCUCGGAUUUCUUCUGAACUAUGGAUUAGCAGAACGUCAGACCGUGAAGUGCUCACUCUACCUCAGUAUAUUCAACACCAUCGUAGUCAUCAAUCAGUGAGUAAAUCUCAAAAACCAAUUUGCAGUGAAGCAGUUGUAGUUGGCGUUAUCGGAUCGAAAUUGCCCCCUCGUCGUUCUCGCAAUGAUCGUGUGUAUUCUGUCUGGUGCCUGAGUAAUUUGGAACAUGUCGGUCCAGGAUCAGCAUCGGGUUGUGUAAAACUGUUUCUUUUUGGUAAUUGUCACGAAAAGUUAUGGAAGGAAACUGAAGGUAGCGUAGUUGCUGUCCUUAAUCCUCGUUCACUAGCCUCCGGUUCGACAUUUACAGAUGAGAAGGAUGUUGGUAUUACACUGGACUCACCGUUGCAUGUUAUGAUUCUUGGUGAAUCUCCUGAUUAUGGGAUUUGCAGUGCAACAACAAAAUCUGGUCAAUCGUGUUUUCAUGUUAUUAACAAAACGAUUUGUCGUUAUUGCGAAUUUCAUGUGAAAAAGGCCUACAUAGAAGCAAGUUCAUCUCGACCAGGUUUUGUGAGUGCAAGUUUACCUGGAUUUAGUGGAAGAUCCCGCCGGUCACAAUAUUCUGGUGAUCACCCACCUGGCACUUCUGAAUCUGGUGUAUAUACCCUUCCAAUUAAUACGAAUUUCUUACUGGAUAAUGGUCAUAGACCUGUUGUACCUUCAGCCAGAGUAAAACUGAGCGUAGCUAAACUUGCAGCUGCUGGCUAUCAAGUCGAUGCAUCAACUGGAUUGGGUGGACACGGUAAAACACCUACAACGCCAAAAUCAUCGUCUUCAUCUUUCCUCCCUUCUGUAAGCAGUAGUCAAACUACCGAUUCCAACGGAGAUUAUGAUCCCAGGAUACCAAAGGAUUUUGCAACUGUUGUCGUCAAUGAGACCAUCAGUAGUAGCACGAAGGAUAGUAUCAAGAAAAAGGGUUCGUCUGAGUCUAAUGAAACACCAGCCGAACUGAACGAAGCUGAAAGCAAGCUUGUCUCCGCUUUACGUCGGCCUUCUGCUGGCUCUCUGAACCUACUAAAACAUUUGGAGCAUGAGAGCGAAACUGAUAGUACUGGCAGUGUUCCUAAAGUAUCAAUUAGGAAGACGAACAGCAAACAGCCUUUAGUCAGUAAUCGGAAACCCAACACACAAUCGAGUUCAUCUUCUGUAACAUUUGCCAAGUUCUUCUCUUCAGUUAACGAAAUGCGUCGGAAUUUAACAUCAGUCGUCAGUGAGAUAUUCACAACCGUGAAGAAACUUAAGUUGCCUGCGCGACUCAAACACUCAUUAUUCACUCAGAGGAUAUGCUUAUGA
Messenger RNA from Trichobilharzia regenti, 2154 nucleotides. Lineage: Eukaryota; Metazoa; Platyhelminthes; Trematoda; Strigeidida; Schistosomatidae. The record is from the annotation of a GenBank genome assembly.